Messenger RNA from Neoarius graeffei (lesser salmon catfish), 1514 nucleotides. RefSeq names its product L-threonine dehydrogenase (gene tdh). Lineage: Eukaryota; Metazoa; Chordata; Actinopteri; Siluriformes; Ariidae. Gene Ontology annotation, biological process: L-threonine catabolic process. The transcript has 9 exons. The coding region runs from base 113 to 1240 and encodes 375 amino acids. The record is from RefSeq and is a predicted model, not a curated record. Gene Ontology annotation, molecular function: L-threonine 3-dehydrogenase activity.
CAGUGUCUGAUGCAACUGUGUAGGAAGAGCUCAGUGAAGCCCAGUUAAAGGAGCCGACACAUACUUUAUUAUUUCAUCUAGCUUACUGAAAUUUAUUCAUUGGUCACUGAAGAUGCCAGUUUUCCGUGCCUUGACUAAGGUGGCUAAGAAAGCCCUUCUGGCCCCUGGAUGUGGCUGUCAAGUUUCAGCAGUGGCUGUGCGUCAUGCCAGCUUCUCCCCCCGCCAAGUGACCAAUGCAUCAGAUGCCAGCUUUCACUUAGUGUCCUUUUCUGAAACAGAUCACCCAAAGGUCCUUAUCACAGGUGGCCUUGGGCAGCUAGGUGUUGGGCUUGCCAAACUGCUGAGGAAGCAGUUUGGAAAGAACAACGUGAUUCUUUCAGAUAUCAGGAAACCACCCACCCAUGUCUUUCACAGUGGCCCCUUUAUCUACUCUGACAUCUUGGACUAUAAAAACUUGCGAGAGAUUGUUGUCAACAACCGGAUCACCUGGUUGGUGCAUUACAGUGCUCUUCUGAGUGCUGUUGGGGAAGCUAACGUGGCCCUGGCCAGGUCUGUCAACAUAACUGGUCUUCACAACAUCCUGGACAUUGCUGCUGAGCAUGGGCUUCGACUGUUUGUUCCCAGCACAAUUGGUGCCUUCGGUCCAACUUCGCCCCGUAACCCGACUCCUGAUCUUUGCGUGCAACGACCUCGUACCAUAUAUGGUGUCUCCAAGGUCCAUGCUGAGCUAAUGGGCGAGUACUACCAUCACCGGUAUGGUCUUGACUUCCGCUGUCUCCGGUACCCUGGUAUCAUCUCCGCAGAUUCCCAGCCUGGCGGUGGUACGACAGAUUACGCUGUGCAGAUAUUCCACGAUGCUAUCAAGACUGGCAAGUUUGAGUGCAACUUGAAACCAGACACACGACUCCCUAUGAUGUACAUUGACGACUGUUUGCGGGCUACGCUCGAGCUCAUGGAAGCCCCAGCUGAAACGCUGUCCAUGCGCACUUACAACAUCAAUGCCAUGAGCUUCACACCUGAUGAACUGGCACAGGAGGUCCAGAAACAGUUACCCGACCUGCAAGUCACAUAUAAAAUUGACCCUGUACGGCAGGCAAUCGCUGACAGUUGGCCCAUGAACUUUGAUGACUCGAAUGCCCGCAAUGACUGGAGCUGGAAGCAUGACUACGACCUGCCGGAAUUGGUUCAGACGAUGCUUAACUUCAUUGGUUCAGAGUCCAAAGUUGCCCAAGCCAACUGAAUCCAGUCUAAGAAACUGGAGCUUGUACAUGCAUAUAUUAAGGACUGCUAGCCUUAGAGAACAGAGAUUUCUGGUCUGUAAAUAAUUUGCUCUCUGUCUCUUCUGUGCCUGGAUUAUCUGGAGGAAAACAAAUCUAGAGACAUACGUCACUCAGAUCACCAGUGACGGUCAAUUCUUAAGUACCCAGAACAUGUAACACCCCCAAGAUCGUUUUUAUUUAUAUUUUAUUAUUUUUCAUUGAUGUAAUAAUAAAAGUGAAAAGAUUAGAAUCAGA